GGGUAUUCCCCUCUCUGAGAUUAGAUUGAAGAAGUUGUUUUUUUUUUCGAGGAGAGGCGGGGAAGGCAUCACGUUGUGAGAAUGUUGUGUUCUUGGUUUCGCAUUGGCUUGGGAUGGCUUCCCAUCCUGGUUGGAAUUUUUAUGGGCAUGUCAAUAUUUAUUCCGUAUGCAAUAUCUGUCAGUUUGGGCCAUGUUAGUGCAGGAUUCCCAUAUAUAAGUGAUACAGGAACAUACACACCAGAAAGCUGCAUAUUUGGACAACUUCUGAAUAUAACAUCUGCGUUAGCAUUUGCUUCCAUUUAUGUACGCUACAAGCAAGUCCAAGAAUAUACUAAAGAUUCUCAACCAGAAAUUGGUAAAUGGAACAAAGUGUCACUGUUCUUUGGCUGUAUUGCAGCCUUAGGAAUGAGUUUGGUCGCCAACUUCCAGGAGCUGAAUGUCCUAACUGUACAUUUGAUUGGCGCGACUGGCUGCUUCGGCCUGGGAACCGUCUACUGCUUUAUUCAAACGUCUAUAUCCUACCGGAUACACCCUCACUUCUGCACACAGACAGCCUACAGAGUUCGAAGCGUUUUAUCGUUCCUGUCACUGAUUGCUUUUGUUUUUACAAUGGUAUUUGCUUCUCUGGCUAACCAAAAAUGGGAUGGUAAUCUUGAUGAAAAAACUAAAUGGACUAAAGACAACGGCGGUUACACGGAGCAUGUACUCAGCACGACAUCAGAGUGGAUCCUAGCUUUCAGUUUUCUUGCAUUUUUCUUCACCUUCAUUCGAGAGUUCCAGAGAAUCGAACUCGAAGCUCAGUUGAAGCCGUCAACGUACUGCCUUCUCUUAGGCACCAGUCCUUCAGGUGCAUACUCAUAAAGAGACCAGUAUUAAGGCACUUAAAUGCAGCGGCAGACCAUAGGAUUAGUUAAAGUAGCCGCCGGAAGUUUUCGGGUAAAGAUGGGGUAAA
Anneissia japonica is the source of this 952-nucleotide messenger RNA. RefSeq names its product DNA damage-regulated autophagy modulator protein 2-like. Bases 82 to 861 code for a protein of 259 amino acids. NCBI's taxonomy places the organism in Eukaryota, Metazoa, Echinodermata, Crinoidea, Comatulida, Comatulidae. The transcript is spliced from 8 exons. The record is from RefSeq and is a predicted model, not a curated record.